CUGGUGGGAGCUGCAUCUCUCUAGCGCCUGUCUCCUCACCAUGCAGCCAAGAGACCACAUCAUAGGGGGUCUCCUCCUGGCAGCCACCUUGUCUCUAGUCCACUGUCAGAAUGUUUUUUUGAAUAGCAAGGAGGCCAUGAGUGUCCUGAAACGCUCCCGCAGGGCCAACAGUUACCUGGAAGAAAUUCGGCAGGGGAACAUGGAACGGGAAUGCAUUGAAGAGAUCUGUAGCUAUGAGGAGCUCCGAGAAAUAAAAGAGUCUAAAGUAGAAACGGAUAUCUUUUGGGCCAAAUACAAAGAUUGUGAACCAGAGAAGAAAACCAGAAACGACCGGGAAGAUUGCUUAAAAGGAACGAGUACGUGCGCUGAAGGAACCGGAACCCAUUACAGAGGGAAUGUCAGUGUGACAAGGUCUGGCAGAGAAUGUCAGUACUGGAUAAGCAACUACCCGCACAAGACCAAGUUUAACCCCACCACUAACCCCAGCCUCGUUAAAAACUAUUGCCGCAAUCCAAAUGACAACCCCACGGGACCAUGGUGUUAUACGAAGGACCCUCAAAAGCAAUGGGAGGAGUGUGUUAUACCUUUGUGUGGCACAAACAAAACCACAGUGGAACCUCUAAUCCAAAAAGUCCCAGAUCAGUCGGUGAAAAAGGAACCGUGUGAGCGGGAAUUCGGACUCCAUUAUGAAGGGAAACUGGCAGUGACCAUCUCCGGCCUUCCCUGUCUGCCCUGGGAUUCACCAAGUGUCCAGCAGCACAGCCGCAAAGACUUCAUCAAAGAAGUCAAACUGCAGGAAAAUUACUGCCGGAACCCAGACAAUGACGGGGAGGGAUUGUGGUGCUAUGUGUCCCACCCCAAUUUAACCUAUGACUAUUGCCCCAUGAACUACUGUGACAGUCCCAUAGACGAGGAGGUUCUAAACAGGCCUGCUGGUAGGACGACUACUGAAGAGCACCAGACUUUCUUUGAUGAGAAGAGCUUUGGAUCUGGAGAGGCAGUUUGUGGCCUGAGGCCCCUCUUUGAGCAGAAGUCCGUUGAGGAUAAGGGUGAAAAAGAACUGCUGGAGUCCUAUAUGCAGGGCCGGAUCGUUAAGGGAGAAACUGCCGAGCCGGGCAGUGCACCAUGGCAGGUAAUGCUGUUUAAGAAAAGCCCUCAGGAACUGCUCUGUGGGGCCAGUUUGUUGAGUGAUCGCUGGGUGCUGUCUGCUGCCCACUGCAUCUUCUAUCCUCCCUGGGAUAAGAACUACACCACCGAUGACAUCCUGGUGCGGAUUGGCAAACACUUCCGUACGAAGUAUGAGAGAGCAACAGAGAGAAUAGCACAGCUUGAACGCAUUAUUGUUCAUCCAAAAUACAACUGGAAGGAGAACCUUGACAGGGACAUUGCUCUUAUCCAACUCAAGAGACCAGUGGCCUUCAGCAACUAUAUCCACCCUGUGUGCCUACCCACCAAGGACACUGUGGUCAAGCUCCUUGCAGCUGGAUACAAGGGCCGGGUAACAGGUUGGGGGAAUCUCCAAGAGACAUGGACUUCUGGGGCACAAAACCUUCCACAAGCCUUACAGCAGAUAAACCUUCCCAUUGUGGAUCAGGAAACCUGCAAGUCCUCCACCAACAUCAAGGUCACGGACAAUAUGUUUUGCGCAGGGUACAACCCAGAGGACAGCAAGAGGGGAGAUGCAUGUGAAGGAGACAGCGGAGGUCCAUUUGUCAUGAAGGACCCAGACACGGGCCGUUGGGUGCAACUGGGCAUUGUAUCGUGGGGGGAAGGCUGCGACCGCGACAACAAAUACGGCUUUUACGUCCACGUGCAUCGCAUGAGAAAGUGGAUUAUGAAAACGGUAGAGAAGUUUGGCAGUUAGGGCCCCGGGGAAGCCAGAAAGGAAUCCCACAAUACCCAAAUCCCAGCACCCAUUACUGCCCCCAUCUGGUUGCUCAUACACCCAUCUCUAGACACCAUAUAAAUAUAUAUAUAUUAUUUGCUAACAUGGCAUUUCAAUAAAAGUUCAAAAUAGA
Messenger RNA from Xenopus tropicalis (tropical clawed frog), 2018 nucleotides. It is a transcript of the gene f2, whose product is annotated as coagulation factor II, thrombin. Gene Ontology annotation, molecular function: peptidase activity; hydrolase activity; calcium ion binding. Gene Ontology annotation, cellular component: extracellular region. Gene Ontology annotation, biological process: proteolysis; blood coagulation. The record is from RefSeq and is marked provisional. NCBI's taxonomy places the organism in Eukaryota, Metazoa, Chordata, Amphibia, Anura, Pipidae.